GCCGCCCCCCAUGGAGCUGGAGGCGCAGUGGUGGACCGGACAGCUGGCGGCGGACAUCCACCAGGCGCUGCGCUACAAGGAGCUGAAGCUGCCCUCCUACAAAGGCCAAUCUCCCCAGUUACAUCUGAGAAGAUACUUUGCAGAUCUGAUUGCCAUUGUGAGCAAUCGGUUCAGACUCUGUCCUGCUGCACGACAUCUAGCUGUGUAUCUGCUGGACCUCUUUAUGGAUCGCUAUGACAUAUCCAUACAGCAGCUGCAUGUGGUUGCUCUUUCCUGUUUACUUUUAGCAAGUAAAUUUGAAGAAAAGGAAGACAGUGUUCCCAAACUUGAACAACUGAACAGCUUGGGAUGUAUGACUAACAUGAAUUUGGUACUAACAAAACAGAAUUUGCUUCAUAUGGAGUUACUGUUGCUAGAAACAUUUCAGUGGAAUUUGUGCCUCCCAACUGCUGCUCAUUUCAUCGACUAUUAUCUUUCUAUUGCUGUCCAUGAAACUGAUCUUCAUGAUGGCUGGCCAAUGGUUUGCUUGGAGAAGACUAAGUUAUACAUGGCAAAAUAUGCUGAUUACUUUCUUGAAGUAUCGCUGCAAGAUCAUGCAUUCUUAAAUUAUGCCCCUUCUUUAGUUGCCACUGCAUGUGUAGCUUCUUCAAGGAUUAUCUUACGCCUCUCACCAACAUGGCCUACUCGACUGCAUCAUCUUACUGCAUAUUCCUGGGAUUUUCUAGUGCCAUGUAUUGAACGCCUUUUAAUUGCACAUGAUAAUGAUGUGAAGGAAGCAAAUAAGCAAAAAGGACAACACUCUCAGUCUGCUCAACAUACUGUAUUUCAGACCCCAGGUCCAACUGCUCAUCAGGCUAAUGUUCAACCACACAUACCACAGUAUCUCCAAGCUCAUCAGUCUUCAUUACAGUAUCAUCAUCAGACAUCACAACAGCAAAACUGUCAACAGAUAGUAUCAGCUAAUCACACAGCAUCUUAUCCACUUCAGACUUGCCCUGCUGCCUUACAGUCUAGUGUCCAGGCUCGAUCCCAUGUACAGACUGGUGCUGCCAUGUCACUAGCUGUUCCUCUAGAAGUGAAGCCAUGUGUAAGUGUCUCCUACAACCGCAGUUACCAAGUGAAUGGACGAUAUUCCUGUGUUACUCCCUGCUUUGAGAGGUGAUAAGUACAAAACUGAUCUUGUGCUUGUUCAUGGGGGGCAGGAAGUUGCGUUGAGGGGGAGUUAUUUUGUUUUUGUUUAACCUCAAAUAUGUUUGAGGGCAGGAAGUUGUAUUAAAAAAAAAAAAAAAAAGUCUUUCCAGGAAAAAAAGGCAACUGGAUUGACAAUUAGUACUGGAGCUCAAAUACAGACUGCUUAAACUAAGCACACGGAACAUCUGAAAGAAUGUGUAUACCUGGGCAUAGUAACUUCUUACUCAGGCACUCAGUCUGUGCUUCUAAUGCACAUACUUGAAAUAUUAGCCAAAAGAAAAAUGGCCGUGGACUAACUACAGAAUUACUGUUUAAUGAAGGAGAUACGCAGUAUUAUUUUUGAAGACAUUUAUGUAAUACCACCAUACAGUAUUAACUUUAAAUUUACUGAAACUUAAGAAUCCACUGAAUGCCAGAUUUUUCCAAAUAUGUAGGGACCAGAGGAAGAAACAAAUUUCAUUUUGAUAACUCCAUGCUCUUGCUUUUGUGUUGGAUAUUUGCUUUAGAUAUUUGCAUUUGAGUUAACUGGUAUUGUGGCUAGUUUUUUAAGUUUUGUACCCCACAGGAUAGAUGCUAUGUUUUUCCUUCUUUUUUUCUUUCCUUGUCCUUUUUGUUUAAAGUAACUCUUUCAUACUAACUCAGGGAAUUUUCUACUCAUUACUUUGCGCUGCUGGUUUGUACGCUUAAUUGGGUAUAACCUGAGGGAGAAAGGGAAGAGAUUAUAGCAAAUGGAGUGGCUUUUUUUCAGGGCAUCUACACACCAAGUACCAAAGGGAUGCAUUAGUGUUCACAGAAUGUAGAUGUGAACUACUGUCCAGCAGUGAGGUAUUAAUGAUUGAAGAAAAGAGAAAGUUUCAUCCAAGCUAGUGCUGUGCCAGAUUGUUACAGUGGCUGUGAUUCCUCCAUGUACAUGCACACACAACAACCAAGCAUCCUCCAAUUGUACUGACAGUAUCAAUUCUACAAAAAAAAAAAAAAAAAAAAAAAAAGCAGUCAAAUAGAAAUCCAAUCUGUGUCAGGCUUACAGUGGAGGGAAAUUCUCAGGUAAUAGUGGGGCAAAUUUAUAUUCUGUUUGGGAAUUCCAGAAGAAAAUGCAGAGAUCUACUCUUCUAAAUGGGUGGGUCAAAAUGUGUUGCAGAGUGAACUGCUUUAUCACAAUUAAGAUGUUAAUCACAUAACUUUAUGAAAUUACACUAUCUCCUGUGGAGCAGGCUGUCUGAGAGUAGAAAGCUUCGCUUGUCCAACUCUUGGAUGAAAAUGGUAAUGAAGAUAGUAGGGCAAAACUGCUUAAAAAAUAAAAAAAAAUACCAGUCUCUCCUGUGGUAGAAUAUGGGAGGAAAUUUGGAUGACAGGAUUCUUACUACUUUAAAAUAUCUUUAUAGGUUGUAAACUUAAGGCUUUUUUGGUGUUGUUGUUCUCUUACCAUCUCCAUCUUCUGCUCAUCUUAGUAGCAACACUUACAAAACUUGUACCAUCCCAUUGGGGAUCUCACAAAGACCACUUUGAAAAUAGGGGCAGUUAAGGUAUGCUACCAAUAUUAAGGUGAGUGCUUUAUCACUGGAGAGAGGGCCUUCCCAUUAUGUUCAGAAUGGAGAGAAUGCAAAUACAUUCAUUCUCUCUGGAAUUGAAUGAUGACAUGCUACAAAAAAAUCUAUUUACUGAUGAGGAGAAUAAAUCCUGUUCCUUUUGUUCUAUUUUCUGUAUAAAUCCCAAUUUUUGUUGAGGGCUUUUGUAGCAUAAAAGUCUAAGUCAAGAGGGGUUUAGGAGGAUAACAAAAGUUUAUUGUUGAGAAUCAGCUUUGAAAUAGGCAUAGGGUCAAUUCUUACUUCUUUUAAGUGUAAAAUCUUUUUCCUCACCUCUCCAUCUAUUAAUGAAUAUUUCCCCUUGUCUGAAAGUAGCAUUAAGUUGAGAUUUUCCACCUCAUAAGAUGCCAUGCUUUUUACUCAGCAUUGUUACCCAUGUAAAAGGGAAAUGGACUUCCUUCUACCAGUUUCAUUUUGUUGCAUUGCUAUAUCCAAGUCCUCAGUGCUCUGAACUACCUCUGAUACUAUGAAUGUACAGUCUUGUAAUAGACCAUGACUUGAAGUAACAGCAGAUGCCUGUAGCAAACUUUUCUGGAAAAUCUCAUCAGCUAACUCAUCAUCUUUAGUUGUGAUGCAUCAGUAUAGGCUUUUUUUUUUUUUUUUUUUUUUUUUUUUUGGAGUAUUAGUAAAGUUAUCCCAUAGGCAUUUGAUAUAUAAAAAUUUAACUAAUACUUAACACUGGAAUUAUAAUGGGUGGGGGGAUUAUUCAGUUAGUUAAUACAACCAACUUACAUUUAAUAGGAUAUUUUUAUUUGACAAUUUUUAAGACAUUAGGUCAACUGUAAAGAAAUCCACUACUUGCUGUUUGUUUUUAAUUUAUUGCUUAGUCUGUCUUUUUUUUUUCUGACACUACAGCUUCAUAGUGACUGCAGAGAAAAUGUAUACUGAACAGUUUUGAUGUAUUAUUUAAAAGGGCUUUACCAGUGUACAUUAAAGAUACACUGUUCUUACUACUAGAACCAAAAUGUUUUCUAUAGCAUAAAUAAGAAUGGUGCUCCUAAAUGCAAAAUGUCCAAAACAAUGGAAUCUUUGUGAGUGCUAUGCAUUCAAUUUAUUUUUAAAAAUAAAACUAGUUUUGAAUAAGAAA
Molecule: messenger RNA, 3861 nt
Organism: Centrocercus urophasianus (Greater sage-grouse)
Lineage: Eukaryota; Metazoa; Chordata; Aves; Galliformes; Phasianidae
Gene: CCNJ
Product: cyclin J
Exons: 5
Coding region: 11-1162 (383 amino acids)
Biological process (GO): mitotic cell cycle phase transition; regulation of cyclin-dependent protein serine/threonine kinase activity
Cellular component (GO): cyclin-dependent protein kinase holoenzyme complex; cytoplasm; nucleus
Molecular function (GO): cyclin-dependent protein serine/threonine kinase regulator activity
Source: RefSeq, a predicted model, not a curated record